UUUCCUUUCAGAGAAGAGAAAGCCUUUUUUAUAUUUUCAAGUACCCAAAACCGAGUUGGGGGCCCGUUUUUGAACUCACUGGGUUAACUCGACUCGACGAUCCCGAAAACUCGUCCAAACAUGGAGAUCGCCCCGGAGGCGGCGCCGAGCAUAGACGGCAAUAAUGAGAAUGGCGGCGUUUCUGGCAGCAGCGUGAAAGCGGCGUCGUAUUCGGCUUCGAAUUCGUCGUUGUUGCCUCGAGGUUUGAAGGGGAGCGUGGAGGCGAGGUAUGAGGAAGAUGAGGAGGAGGAGGAGGACGUGUGCCGGAUCUGCCGGAACCCGGGCGACUCCGAUAACCCGCUCCGGUACCCGUGUGCUUGUAGCGGAAGCAUCAAGUAUGUUCAUCAGGAUUGCCUUUUGCAGUGGCUCAAUCACAGCAACGCUCGCCAGUGCGAGGUCUGCAAACAUGCAUUUUCCUUCUCCCCUGUUUAUGCCGAGAAUGCUCCAACAAGGCUUCCUUUUCAGGAGUUUAUUGUUGGGAUGGCAAUGAAAGCUUGUCAUGUUCUGCAAUUCUUUUUGCGCCUUAGCUUUGUCCUUUCUGUGUGGCUCCUCAUAAUACCUUUCAUUACCUUCUGGAUAUGGCGGUUGGCUUUUGUAAGGAGUUUUGGUGAAGCGCAGAGAUUAUUUCUAAGUCAUUUAUCCACUACGGUUAUCCUUACUGAUUGUCUGCAUGGGUUCCUACUCUCUGCUAGCAUUGUGUUUAUUUUUCUGGGUGCCACCUCUUUGAGGGAUUACUUCAGGCAUUUACGGGAACUUGGAGGUCAGGAUGCUGAGAGAGAAGAUGACGGGGACAGAAAUGGUGCUCGUGCUGCAAGAAGACCUCCUGGACAAGCUAAUAGGAAUAAUGCAGGUGAUGGAAUUGGUGAAGAUGUGGGUGGAGCACAAGGAAUUGCAGGAGCCGGUCAAUUGAUAAGAAGGAAUGCAGAAAAUGUUGCUGCUCGGUGGGAGAUGCAGGCAGCUCGUCUUGAAGCUCAUGUUGAACAGAUGUUUGAUGGUUUGGAUGAUGCUGAUGGUGCAGAGGAUGUGCCUUUUGAUGAGCUUGUUGGCAUGCAGGGCCCUGUUUUUCAUUUAGUAGAAAAUGCAUUCACUGUUCUGGCAAGCAAUAUGAUAUUCCUUGGUGUUGUGAUCUUUGUGCCUUUUUCGUUAGGCCGGAUAAUACUCUAUUAUGUAUCUUGGCUUUUCUCCACCGCUAGUGGUCCAGUUUUGUCAACAGUCAUACCACUUACUGACACUGCCCUCUCCUUAGCAAAUACUACUUUGAAGAAUGCGUUAACUGCUGUUACAAAUUUGUCAUCUGAAAGCCAAGAAAAUGGUCUGGUUGGCCAGGUUGCGGAAAUGUUGAAGGGCAACUUUAGUGGUCUAAAUGAAGUAUCAAACAAUAUUAGUUCACCACUUUCAGCAGAUCUCUUGAAAGGGGCAGCUAUUGGAGCAUUACGGCUUUCGGAUGUUACAACUCUUGCCAUUGGAUACAUGUUUAUUUUUUCUCUAGUUUUCUUCUACCUUGCCAUUGUUGCGUUUAUCCGGUACACUAAGGGUGAGCCUUUGACUUUGGGGAGGUUCUAUGGUAUUGCUUCUAUAGCAGAGACAAUUCCAUCUCUCUUCAGGCAAUUUUUAGCAGCAAUGAAGCAUUUAAUGACCAUGAUAAAGGUUGCUUUCCUUCUUGUCAUUGAACUUGGGGUGUUUCCUUUGAUGUGUGGAUGGUGGUUAGAUGUAUGUACUAUAAGGAUGUUUGGAAAGUCAAUGGCUCAAAGAGUUCAAUUCUUCUCAGCUUCUCCUUUAGCGAGCUCAUUGGUUCAUUGGGUUGUAGGAAUCGUUUAUAUGUUGCAAAUAAGCAUUUUCGUCAGCCUUCUUAGAGGGGUUUUGCGUAAUGGAGUGUUGUACUUUCUUCGAGAUCCUGCUGAUCCAAACUACAAUCCUUUCCGUGAUUUGAUUGAUGAUCCUGUGCACAAGCAUGCUCGCAGGGUUCUGUUAUCAGUUGCUGUUUAUGGGAGUUUGAUUGUGAUGCUGGUGUUCUUACCAGUCAAACUUGCUAUGCGGAUGGCUCCCUCCAUUUUUCCACUCGAUAUAUCGGUGUCUGACCCAUUUACUGAAAUUCCAGCUGACAUGCUACUCUUCCAAAUUUGCAUCCCAUUUGCCAUUGAGCAUUUUAAAUUGCGGACAACAAUUAAAUCCCUUCUCAGAUAUUGGUUUACAGCAGUUGGCUGGGCACUUGGUUUAAUGGAUUUCCUGUUGCCCAGACCUGAGGACAAUGCUGGUCAGGAAAAUACAAAUGGGGACUUAGGAAGGCAAGAUAGACCUCAGGCAUUACAAAUAGGUGGACAUGAUCAGGCCCUAGUGGCUUUUGCAGGUGCUGAUGAUCCAAACAGAGGCAUUCUUGCAUCAGCGAACUCAAAUGUUUCAGAGGAAGAUGCUGAUGAACAAUCUGAUUCAGACAGGUAUGGCUUUGUACUUCGCAUUGUCUUGUUGUUGGUGGUGGCUUGGAUUACUCUGCUUAUCUUCAACUCUACCUUGAUAGUUGUACCAAUCUCAAUUGGAAGGGCAAUCUUCAAUGUUAUUCCUCUUCUCCCAAUAACUCAUGGCAUCAAGUGCAAUGAUCUAUAUGCUUUCAUCAUUGGAAGUUACUUAAUUUGGACUGCCGUAGCUGGUGCGAGAUACUGCAUUGAGCAUAUUAGAACAAAGAGGGCUAAAGUCUUGUUGGGCCAAAUUUGGAAAUGGUGUGGCAUCGUUACUAAGAGUUGUGCGCUUUUGUCAAUAUGGAUUUUUGUAAUCCCAGUAUUGAUUGGGCUGCUAUUUGAGCUUUUGGUGAUUGUGCCAAUGCGGGUGCCUGUGGAUGAAAGUCCAGUUUUUCUCCUGUAUCAGGACUGGGCAUUGGGGCUCAUUUUUCUUAAGAUCUGGACUAGACUGGUUAUGUUGGAUCAUAUGAUGCCAUUGGUGGAUGAAAGUUGGCGAACUAAAUUUGAGAGGGUGAGAGAAGAUGGUUUCUCCAGGCUACAAGGUCUUUGGGUUUUGCGUGAGAUUGUCUUCCCAAUAAUAAUGAAGCUUUUGACAGCCUUAUGUGUACCUUAUGUUUUAGCCAGAGGGGUUUUUCCUGUGCUUGGAUAUCCAUUAAUAGUAAACUCAGCAGUCUAUCGGUUUGCCUGGCUGGGAUGUCUCUGCAUCAGUGUGUUGUGCUUCUGUGCCAAGAGAUUCCAUGUCUGGUUCACAAACCUUCACAAUUCCAUACGUGAUGAUCGCUAUCUGAUUGGCCGUAGGCUUCAUAACUUUGGGGAAGACAUCGUAGUGAGGCAAAAUGAGGUAGGGACUUCUGAUGAAAUGCAAGAUUCUAAUCUGCGGGGCACUGGUUUAAUUCAACACGACCGAGAAGUCGAUGUGGGGUUGCGGCUGAGGCGUGCUAUCCAACAUGAUGUUUAACAAAUAGGGCAUGUAUUUGGUCAGUUUUGACAUUUGUUGAGGCUUUUAUGAAGCAUCAGACUUGUACACCACUAUGUUGACGGAUGCAUGCACCUUUCUAUAGGUGUUGGAAAUGCAUUGUCAAGUUUAGGUUUAUUGUUUCUUUUACCAAAAGAAAAAUGUCUAGGGCUAUUGUUUGGCUUGUGUAUAUGUUACUUGUUAACUUAGUUAUUUGUAGGAAACAAAUAAAAUAUAGUUUGUUCAUAAAAA
Molecule: messenger RNA, 3699 nt
Organism: Quercus robur (English oak)
Lineage: Eukaryota; Viridiplantae; Streptophyta; Magnoliopsida; Fagales; Fagaceae
Product: probable E3 ubiquitin ligase SUD1
Exons: 9
Coding region: 121-3450 (1109 amino acids)
Cellular component (GO): endoplasmic reticulum membrane
Molecular function (GO): zinc ion binding
Source: RefSeq, a predicted model, not a curated record